CCUUAAGCGCCGGCGGGUGUGGGCAGCGGGUUCGAGUCCCGGUAGUGACGGCGGGGAGGCGGCCAUGGCGCGGCGGGCCGUGUUGUUUGACCUUGGCGGUGUGCUCUUCCGACCCGGCCUGCAGCACUUCCUAGGCUCCUGCGAGCAGGACUUCGCGCUGCCCAGGAAUUUCUUGCGGGAUGUCCUGUUUGCUGGUGGCUCCAACAGUGCCUAUGCCAGAGUGAUGAAGGGACAGAUCACUCUGUCCCAGCUCUUCCUGGAGCUGGAGCAGGGCUGCCAGCAGCAUGCCUCCGCCUCGAACAUCAGCCUGCCACCCACCUUCUCCGUCACCAGAGCCUUCGAGGAGAUGGCAGCCAAGGGAACACUCAAUGCUCCCCUUCUGCAGGCAGCCAGGGUGCUGCGGAGGAAUGGCUUUAAGACCUGUGUCCUCACCAAUAACUGGGUGGAUGACAGCGGCGGGCGCCUCGCCACGGCCAGGCUGAUGAACCUGCUCCACCGACACUUCGACCUGGUCCUCGAGUCCUGCCGGCUCGGGGCGCAGAAGCCGGAGCCUGACAUCUACACUCGCGCCCUGGAAGCGCUGCAGGCGAAGCCGCAGGAGGUCAUCUUCCUGGAUGACAUUGGGCAGAACUUGAAGCCAGCCCAGGAGAUGGGCAUGGCCACCAUCCUCGUCAGGGACACCCAGGCUGCCCUCAAAGAGCUGGAGGAGCUCUCCGGUGUCCAGCUUCUCACACAAGAAGAGCCCACACCGACUGCCUGUGAUCCAUCCAACGUGACCCAUGGAUAUGUGCCCAUCCGGCCUGGUGUCCAGCUGCACUUCGUGGAGAUGGGGCAGGGCCCUGUUGUCUGCCUCUGCCAUGGCUUCCCUGAGUCCUGGCUCUCCUGGCGCUACCAGAUCCCAGCUUUGGCUGAUGCUGGCUUCAGGGUGAUUGCUCUGGAGAUGAAGGGCUAUGGAGAGUCCACAGCCCCACCAGAUGUCAGAGAAUACUCCCAGGAGCAGAUAUGCAAGGACCUGGUGGUUUUCCUGGACAAACUGGGCAUCCCACAGACAGUGCUGAUUGGGCAUGACUGGGGCGGUGCCGUGGUCUGGAACAUGGCUCUCUUCUACCCUGAGAGGGUCAGAGCUGUGGCCUCGCUGAACACUCCAUACCGACCUGCUGACCCCUCUGUGGAUGUCAUGGAGAAGCUGAAGUCCUAUCCCAACUUCAACUACCAGUUCUACUUCCAGGAGCCAGGUGUUGCAGAAGCAGAGCUGGAGAAGGACAUUGGCCGCACCCUGAAGGUCCUGAUCCGCUCCACACGGCAGGAGGACCGCCUGCCCUCCCCACUCAACUUGAAUGCGGUCCAGGAAAGAGGGGGACUACUGGUGGGCUUCCCAGACAGCCCCCCUGCCAGCCAGAUCCUGCAUGGCCCCGAGCUGCAGUACUACAUCCAGCGCUUUGAGAAGUCAGGCUUCAGCGGCCCCCUGAACUGGUACCGCAAUAUGCGACCCAACUGGCACUGGGCACUCACUGCCAAGGACAGGAAGAUCAUGGUGCCAGCGCUGAUGGUCACAGCUGGGAAGGAUGUGGUGCUGCAUCCCGCCUUAAGCAAGGGCAUGGAGGAGUGGAUCCCUCAUCUAUGCCGGGAGCACAUCGAGGAGUGUGGCCACUGGACGCAGAUGGAGAGCCCAUAGGGGUGGCCUGUUCCUGAGUUUUGGACUCUUUCUUCUUCAACAGUAUGCAUCCUGCCUGGUUCCUUAGCCCUUCAGGACUGCCACCAAAGGAACUAUGGCCACCAGUCUCUGAAACAGGCCAAGGUCUGCCUGUUGCAAGUCCCAGGUGGCAGCUCUGGCACCAGCGAGGAGCCCUCCCUUUGCCCCACAUUGCUUUGGGUACAGGGGUGCAGGAUUGCAGCCAGCCACCAUCACUUGCACCUACCAAACUUCACAGCACCAGGUUGACCUUCAGCCCAGCCCUGGAUUCUGGAGAUGGCUCCAGCUUUGUUCCAGGGUUCAUAUUUCAGCCUCACCAAGAGUGAAACCAUCCAGUUUAUUGGUGAAGGGCACUCUGUGGCCAAUACAACCUCAAACCACAGCAGCACUUCCACCCUGGGGAGCCAAACAGAAGGAUGGCACAGUGUGACCUGCUCUGAUAAUCCUCUGGACCACACUAAAACAUCCCUGGAAUUGUGAGGGUUUAUCUCAGCUUCUCUC
Messenger RNA from Pogoniulus pusillus (Red-fronted tinkerbird), 2194 nucleotides. It is a transcript of the gene EPHX2, whose product is annotated as epoxide hydrolase 2. Lineage: Eukaryota; Metazoa; Chordata; Aves; Piciformes; Lybiidae. Gene Ontology annotation, biological process: cholesterol homeostasis; phospholipid dephosphorylation. The record is from RefSeq and is a predicted model, not a curated record. Gene Ontology annotation, cellular component: peroxisome. The transcript is spliced from 19 exons. The coding region runs from base 65 to 1675 and encodes 536 amino acids. Gene Ontology annotation, molecular function: magnesium ion binding; lipid phosphatase activity.